ACAUCUUCAGUCGAGUUCCACUCGUGACAAGUCCAACUUGUGUUCAGAGAUCUUGUGAUUUCUUGUGUGUCUUACAUUCAAUUUGUUGAAAAACGUAACUUUGUGAUUAUCCCAUUAUGGAUUUCAAUUUUGAUACUGUGACUCCCUGUUCGACCAUGUCGUCCUACUAUAACUUUAAGAUGGCGAGUGGUGGGCGUGGAUUUGGGAUGUCCCAUUCUCUGCCAUCCGGAAUGGAUACAGAAUUUUCAUUUCCAAGUUCAUCGUCGCGUCGUGGUUACAAUGAUUUCCCCGGCUGCGGCGGCAGCGGCGGAAAUGGUGGGAGUGCCAACAAUUUAGGGGGCGGCAACAUGUGCCACCUGCCGCCGAUGGCCAGCAACAACUCGCUGAAUAAUCUCUGCGGAUUGUCGCUGGGCAGCGGUGGUAGUGAUGAUCUCAUGAACGAUCCUCGGGCAAGCAACACCAACCUGAUUGUCAACUACUUGCCCCAGGACAUGACCGAUCGCGAGCUGUACGCCCUAUUCAGAGCCAUUGGACCCAUCAACACGUGCAGAAUCAUGCGAGACUAUAAGACUGGCUACAGUUUUGGUUAUGCUUUCGUGGACUUCACAUCGGAAAUGGACUCGCAGCGUGCUAUUAAAGUGCUGAAUGGCAUCACAGUGCGCAACAAGCGGCUUAAGGUUUCCUAUGCACGUCCCGGCGGAGAAUCGAUCAAGGACACCAAUCUGUAUGUGACCAAUCUGCCGCGUACCAUAACCGACGAUCAGCUGGACACGAUCUUCGGCAAGUACGGUUCCAUUGUGCAGAAGAACAUCUUGCGUGACAAGCUCACAGGUCGUCCUCGUGGUGUGGCCUUUGUUCGGUACAACAAGCGUGAGGAGGCCCAGGAGGCCAUUUCGGCGCUGAACAACGUAAUACCCGAGGGCGGAUCACAGCCGCUGUCCGUCCGGUUGGCUGAGGAGCAUGGCAAGGCGAAGGCGGCCCACUUUAUGUCGCAGAUGGGCGUGGUUCCAGCAAAUGUACCACCGCCGCCACCACAACCGCCAGCACAUAUGGCCGCCGCAUUCAACAUGAUGCACAGAGACGGAGCUAUGGAAAAAUUACGCUCAUUAUUCGAUGCUAUAUGCGAUGCUAUCUUUGGUCUCGAUAGCGAAAACUUUGCCGAUUUGCUUGACGGAUUGUACCGUAGGAAGUACCAUUAUCCUUACUUAUAAUUGACACCGCAACAGCAGCAGCAACUACUACAACAUCAGCAGCAGGCGUUGGGCUUCACCAGUAGCUCCAAUAAUAGUAUUGGCAAUGGUAAUGGCAACGACAACAACAUGCUACUUUACCACCAGCAAUACCAUCAACAACAAACACAACAACAACGCCUGGGCAAUGUUGCUGCUCACAAUAUAAGUCCAAAUGGAAGCAAUAAUAACAUUAACACGUCGAACACCAAUAACAUUAACUUCAAUACAAUACGUCAGAAUGGAGUUGCUGCUCUUCACUAUCUUCAGGAACAAUUGCAAUUGCAACAACCGCAGGAUCAACAAUCACAGCAACAGCAGCCAUUGACUAUGCCAUCUUCGCCGCCGUUUCAACAACAAUCACGCCAAUCACACCACAAUGGCAGCAGUAGCACUCUGGGCAAUCAGUUGCUUGCCAUAAGCAACAACAAUAGCUUCAAUAAUAAUUCCAAUCAAUCCAAUAGUUUUACUGGCAAUUACAGCAACGGUAGCGCUUUUACCAGUAACGGUGCCAUUAGCGGUAGCAACUUUCCCAACAAUCCCACAAGCAGUGGGAACUUCACCAACAACUCAACAAACAGCAACCCCACAAACAGUGGACACUUUGCCAGUAAUUUGGCUGGCAGCAGCAACUUUACCAACCAUCUUUCUGGCAGCAACAAUUACACCAACAGCAACGGAAAUUUCACCAGUAAUGCAGCUAGCAGUAGCAACUUCUCCAACAAUGCAGCUAGCAGCACCAAUUACAGCAAGAACUGCAGCAGCGGCGUCGUUGGAAACAGCGAUCCCGACAGUUGUAGCAGAAAACACACCACCAACACUAAUAAUCACCACACUUCGCCGCAGCACGACUUCAGUUUUAAUAUGUCAACGACUGAACAAGAACUGCAUCAGCAGACACUCAAGUUGCAGCAGCUGCAUCUGAACAACAGCUUCAACAACACCACAGCAGCUGCAACAACUUCAGCGGCUGCAUCAACUUCCACUUCAACAACGGCAACGGCAUCAUCCACAAACUCCGCAAAUGUCGGAUUUUUAUGGCGUACAUAACCAGAGAGUUGAGAAGCGUAUGAUGAAGGCAAUCUUCAAAUUAAAGAUUAUAUAUAAAAAGCUUAUAUAUAUAAAACUAUGAAUACCUUAUAUUGAUCAUCGUAGUAUCAGCAUUCAUCGAAACCAUAUACAACAACUGAAACUUUUAUGUUCUCAAACCACAAGAAUUAAUUUACUACUUUUUUUUUUUUUGUAUGUUCCUCACUUUAACCCAUAUGUUGUAGUUGGUUUUUUGUGCUUUUUUUUUGGGAGGAAUCCUGUUGUAACUAGCUCUAAGGCAAGACACGUAUAUGUAUACAAAUCAUAAAUAAUUAUAUAUAUAUACAUAUAUAUAUAUAUAUAUAUAAAGAAUGAAAAAUCGACGAAGAUUUUUUUUUUGCUUAAACUUAGAGAAAAAACCUAUGAGAAAUACAUUUUUUUGUCACAUAUUUAUAACGUAUAAUCAUAACGAAAACGACAAAAUAUAUUAUACAAACACACAUAUAUAUCUAUACUAUAUAACAUACUUAUAGGCGUGAUGAAAUAAGCUCCGAUUGUUUUUUUUUUUUCUGUCUGAAACUGAUUUUUUUGGCGCGAACUAUGCCGCAACAAUGUACACGGUCAUCGUGUAUGUUUAUAGCUGAAGUUAAUCCAGAUAUAUGAAUAUAUAUAUUAUUUUUUUUCAUAAUUUAUAAAUCCAAUUUUUUUGUCUAUAUUAUACGUAACGAAACGGCUAAAAUGACUGGACAUGCUCAAGUUUUCAGGCUGUUUAUUCAUAACAUAUAAAACGAAAACAUACAACUUAGCUAGCAGUAUGCUUGAGUAGGCGAAGGAGAAAGAGAAUCAGACAAAAUUACAAUACAAACCCAAUUUUUUUCAUAGCUAUAAUGAAUAUGUUUUUUUUUUUUUAAUAAGUAUAAAAACUUUUCUUGAAAUCCAUUUUUUUUUAUUAGUUUAAUUAACGAAACAACUUGAGCAUGUAACAGCAAGAAAAACAAAAGUAACAUUCAAAAAGCGACUAACAAAGAAACGUGAUAAAUAGCCCGUCAAAACGAAAAUCAGAGGAAACCGAAUGGGAAAGGUAAAAGAAAAAAAUAGAGACACAAUCGAAAGUAACGAAAGAGAAACACGUCAAAUCACAGGAGUGACUUGGUUUGAUUGCCUAAAAAACGCAUGGAUAACGUUUUAACUUUUAAUUUGCCUAACACACUUUUCGAAAUUCUAAAUUGGCCAGUCACUCCUUCUGCAGGCAAAAAAUAUUUUUUCGGUGUAGGUACAUAAGUAAAUGAAACAGAAACAUUAUUUUGUUACUACAAUAUAUGCGAUGAUCCUUUUUUGCAAAAUUCUAUCAAUACUUUUAUGAAUAUACUUUUAUAAUCAAACAAAAAAUUGUGAAAAAAUUUUAAUUUGUUAAAAAACAGAAGAAAAAAUCAGAAUUUCAAUUUUAUUUUAUUAUUUUAUUACCAUGGCUUAAAACAAAUCAUACAAGGAAAUAAGAAAAACCAUUAUUUAAGGAAACUUAAUAAACAUUUUCGACACAAACCACACUACCCCUGAGUUUUCUUUUUUAUUUAAACCUAUGAUUAAGAUUAAAAAAUAUUUCGUUUUCCCCCAGUUUGUGUGACACAUAAGUCAACGAAUUAAGAGUAACAAACAACAAUUAGAUUUAAGCGAAACAUGCAGAAGGAAAAGUUAAGCUGCAGACACACAGUAAACACAUACAGCUUGGUUGUGCUGAAUACUAAAUAUAACGAUUCAAAAACAUUAACAAAUUAGAUCCGACAGUGCGUACGUACGUAGCGAAUGCAAACAAUUGUACACAAAAGCGAAAGCGAAUAUUUGAAUCACUAUGUAAGCGACAUUCAUUCUAAAGCCAUCCAGUCGGGAAGGCGGCGUCGAACUCACUUAAAUCGAAUGCAAAUAGUCUCAACCAAAGUAGCCUUAGUGAGUAAGCGGAUAUAUACAUAACGAAUAUCGGAUUAAUCGGAAGGAGAACUCAUACAAUGCAUAUGGCACCUUAGCAUGCUGUGUCGAUUGUCUCGUGUAACUAGAUUAAGUCAAUGCAAACCAAAAGUAAAUAUUAAUUAUUUUUUUUUUCUUGGAUAGCGAAAUGAGAAAAUAUUUUUUGUGACUAUUUUUUGAGCAUGUGACGUAAGGCAAAUCAUAAACGAACUUGAUUUUUUUUUUAAUGAGACAGUUUUUUUCUUGUAAUUCUUUUUAGAACAUUUUUUUCUUUACUCAUAAGAAGCCAAGCUAAUUUUGUUGUAAUACCGAGACCGAAAUGUAGGCGCAGCAACUGAAUAGAAUUUUUUUUUGGUAAUUUUAAUAACUAACGUUGUAGAACAAGGUAACCUCACAGAAAACCUAAUCGCAAAUACAUUUAAAAUGUUGUUCAAUAAUAACUUAAAGCAUGAAAAGUGUUAAGUAACGGAAUAUAUAUUAUACAUUUUUUUAUAUCGAAGUAAAUGUGUCUAGAAGGUAAAAUAAUCUUUUUAUAAAGAAAAAAACAAAAUACCAGAAAUAUGCAUACAAUUUUUUUUUCUAGCAUAAGACAAAGCGUUUUUUAUAUAAACAUAUUAUACAAGAAAACCAAAAAAAAAAAAAAACAAACAAAAAACUAACUAACAAACGACUUGAAAAGAACCUCAACCAAGCGGAGAUUAUGGAGACCCCAGAUAUAGGUUCAGAUUCAGAUAGAUUUAUUCUUUUUCUGCUUCCGUUGAUGGAGCGAUCGAAGUUAGGCAGAUAUAGGCGCUUUAUCCUAUGAAACUUUUUGGUAUUAUUUCGUGGUUUCAAUUUCGACCAUCUAUCUGCUCUAUUCCCUUUAGCCUUUACCCAAAUGUAGUGCCCCUCGUAGCGCUCAUCUUUCAUCUAAAAAAAUACAAAAAAAAUUAACAAAAAAAAAAAAACACACCGACAAAAUAUAUACAAUUCAAAGAAUACAAAAAUGAGACAUACAUAGAUUUAAAAGUAAUGGCAACUACCAGGAGGAGAAGAUACGACCGCCCGUAGAGGUGAAGUCAUUUUUUUUUUUGCAUAGUGAGAUUAGCACUAGAUCGGAUGGCGAUGAUUGUAUUUGAAACGUGAACUGCCCUAUGAAAGAUUUUUUAAAAACCGAACACCAACUUAGACGACAGAAAAAAAAAAAAAAAAACAAUAAAAUACAGAUUAGGUACGGAAGAAGAAAAUCGAAAAGAAAGAAUACUAUAAAAUGCCUACAAAUAAAUGCAUACCUAAAAGCAAUAUACAUACAUACAUUCAUAAAUAGAACAAGUUUAGUGGAACAAAACAACAGUUUAAAUAGCAAGCAACAAACAAAGGGAAUAUAUUCGACAAAACAAUUAUAUUAACUAUACCGUAUACAAAACGUACAUACAUAUAUAUAUAUAUAUAUAUUAUAAAUAUUAAGCCCCGAGCGGAAAUUUUUUUGAAAUAACUAAAUAUUUAAAAGUAAUAACGUAAUGUAACGUAACAUACCGAUUAAACGACACACACACAGACAGCAGACAGACUCGUAAAAUGUUCGUAGUCCGUAAAACUACACAAGAAAAUGGGAAAACCAAUAAGAAAAACUUGAAUUUUAACUCGUUUAUACAAAAACACAUAUAUACAUAUAUUAAACUAGCAGCUAAUUGUUGUACUUAAGAAUGUCACAUUACAAGAAGAGCAAAUAAACGAAAGAACAUUUAAAAUUCAAACAGAACGC
Molecule: messenger RNA, 5964 nt
Organism: Drosophila melanogaster (fruit fly)
Lineage: Eukaryota; Metazoa; Arthropoda; Insecta; Diptera; Drosophilidae
Gene: Sxl
Product: Sex lethal
Exons: 8
Coding region: 117-1211 (364 amino acids)
Biological process (GO): alternative mRNA splicing, via spliceosome; sex determination; regulation of mRNA processing
Cellular component (GO): cytoplasm; nucleus; ribonucleoprotein complex
Molecular function (GO): RNA binding; nucleic acid binding; poly(U) RNA binding
Source: RefSeq, marked reviewed